Messenger RNA from Gastrolobium bilobum, 1011 nucleotides. Its product is annotated as NAC domain-containing protein 100-like. The transcript has 3 exons. NCBI's taxonomy places the organism in Eukaryota, Viridiplantae, Streptophyta, Magnoliopsida, Fabales, Fabaceae. The record is from RefSeq and is a predicted model, not a curated record. The coding region runs from base 1 to 1011 and encodes 336 amino acids. Gene Ontology annotation, biological process: regulation of DNA-templated transcription. Gene Ontology annotation, molecular function: DNA binding.
AUGGAAUCAAUGGAGAACGUUUUCAGACCAAGAAAGGAAGAUCAACAGCUUGACUUGCCACCUGGUUUUCGAUUUCAUCCAACAGAUGAAGAACUCAUAAAGUGCUACCUCAUCAAGAAGGUUGCUGACAACAGCUUCUGUGCUGUACCAAUUGCUGAAGUUGAUAUGAACAAGUGUGAACCACAGGAUUUACCUGGGUUGGCUAAAAUGGGUGAAACAGAAUGGUACUUUUUCUGUGUGAGAGACAGAAAAUACCCAACUGGUCUAAGAACAAAUAGGGCCACUGAAGGUGGUUACUGGAAGGCCACAGGCAAAGACAAGGAAAUAGUCAUUGAAGAAGAACUGAUUGGGAUGAGGAAAACCUUGGUUUUCUAUAAGGGAAGAGCUCCAAGAGGUGAAAAGUCAAACUGGGUCAUGCAUGAAUACAGAUUGGAUGGGAUAUAUUCUCAAUUUUAUCUAACCAAAUCUGGAAAGGGUGAAUGGGCUAUAUGCAGAGUCUUUGAGAAGACUCCUAGUGGAAAGAAAAUGCAUGUUCCUCCAAAUUUUGAGAGGUUCCAAUUGCCUUCAUUGAUGGAUUCUUCACCAUACGACACUACUACUGGUGAAUUGUCUCAGGUGACCUGCUUCUCCAAUCCAAAUCAAACUGUGGAUCAGAACACACAAGAUGAAAUUGUUAGCAUGGAAACUCCUAUCUUGAACUUUUCAUCUUCUUCAAGACCCUUUGAUGUUUCCCCUUUUGCCAACCAACUCACACAGAUUGCACAACCAAUUGGAAAUUCACAGUACCCGGGUUAUUUUCUGCCUCAGGAACAGUCCAUGCUGAGAAUGCUGAUGGAAAACAAUGCAUCAGUUGCUAAUCAAAACCAGUUUUCUCAGGGAAGAGGCUUUGAUGCUGAUGAUGUCUCCUCUUUGAUAUACAACAAUGAGAUGUUUCACAGGUUCUAUGGGAAUCAAGAACAUUCAUCCUCUUCUGCAGGGCCUGAGAACAAUGAUUCCCCAUGGAAUUACUGA